Molecule: messenger RNA, 2144 nt
Organism: Daphnia pulicaria
Lineage: Eukaryota; Metazoa; Arthropoda; Branchiopoda; Diplostraca; Daphniidae
Product: cytochrome b5 reductase 4-like
Exons: 8
Coding region: 341-1909 (522 amino acids)
Biological process (GO): superoxide metabolic process; generation of precursor metabolites and energy
Cellular component (GO): endoplasmic reticulum
Molecular function (GO): oxidoreductase activity
Source: RefSeq, a predicted model, not a curated record
AAUUUUCAUUGUAGAAGCGACGUGUUUACUGUUGAGAGGGUAUUUUACUCCUUUAUUUUUGUUUUUUAUUCGAAUUUAAUAUUAUUAUUAUUAAAACACGUUGGAAUUUAUACAUGCUGCUUAAGUAGUGCAAAGCAGUAAUUCAUGACCCACCCAUGGCCAUUUUUUCCAUUGGUGGGAAAAUACCUAUCGGUGAACGAAAUCAAUCGUGGAUGAAAUGGUCGAAGUUUAAUUUCAAUUCAUACAAUCUUAACAUUCUCUCGCAGUGAAUUUAAUCAAUAUAGUGCAAUCUGGAAGGGAAGAUCACAUUCUAAUUUCAAUCACAACUUUAAAAAUCAAAAUGGAUAGCCUAACUGUAUCAAGAGCUUCAGCCACAGGAAAUCCGCGCAACAAAACUGCGCUCAAACCAGGACGUUCCCUCAUGGAUUGGAUCAAACUCACCAACUCAUCUACUGAUCUCAGUGGAACGGGAAAUCGGUUAAGGGAUAUCUCUCCUAACGAACUCGCUCAGCAUAAUAGCAAAAAUGACGCUUGGCUGGCCAUUAGAGGAAUGGUGUACAACGUAACUUCUUAUUUCGAAUUCCAUCCUGGCGGCGAGGAAGAGUUGUUGCGUGGUGUCGGGAUUGACGCUACCGAUUUGUUCGAUGAAGUCCAUAAAUGGGUAAACUACGAAUCGAUGCUGAAGAAAUGCCUGGUCGGAAGAUUGAAGGCGGAUUCCAUGCUGCCUCCAGUCAAACGCGCACAAAGCAAAGUUAUCGUUGGAAAGGGCUUUCCUGCGCCUCCUCCACCCACUCUGUCGAUAUCGACGCCUUCUAUUGGAGUUGUCACCACCGAUUGGAUGCAGAACUCCACCAGCGUCACUGUUGUCCUUUAUACGCGUCAAAAAGGACUUGACGCACACCGGGUGUCGACGUCUAUCGACGGGAAACUUUUCCGUAUUCGUAUCUACAGCGACGAUUGGUCACGCUGUUACGAUUAUCAAAUUCACUUAGCCGAAGUUGUCGAAUCUUCCUGUAAGGUCACAGUGUCGUUGACAACGGGCAAAGUGGAAUUGGUAUUGCGCAAAAUACAAACUGCACUCCAUUGGCAGAAAUUGGGCGAUUUGGAGGACGUCAGCCAAGGGUUUCAGCCGUUAAGCCAAGCCUCACCAUUCUUCCGCCAGGCCACUUUAACACGCAAAUUGCGCGUUAAUCACAAUGUUUUUCUAUUCACUUUGACGUUUCCUACUGGUCAAGACUUUUACGUCCCUGUUGGUUGGCAUGUUCAACUCAAACUAUCUCUGGAAGAUGGAAGUGAAUUAAUCCGUAGCUACACUCCUGUUGUUUCUGAUCUUUCUUCGUGCAAGACAACAGACUGCCCAUCUAAAACUGAAGCGUCUACAUCGCUUCAGUUUCUAAUCAAAAUCUACCCUGCUGGACCAUUUACUUCGGCAUUGGAUCGAUUGGCUGAGGGUAACAGCUCGAUUGAAGUGAGUGAUCCAACUGGAAACUUCCUAGAAUCGCAAUUAGAGAGCAAGAAUGUGGUAGCUAUCGCCGCUGGUACGGGGAUCACGCCAUUAGUCAGAAUAGCAAUCGAUACCUUACGCAAUAAUAGGCAUGUUAUGUUACUGUUCUUCAACCGAACCCAAGAAGACAUAAUCUGGAAAGAAGAGUUUCGGGAAUUAGAACUUAAAUAUCCUGAGAAGUUUAAAGUAUGGCACGCAUUGUCUGAGCCGGAUGAAGAAUGGUUAGGUCUUCGAGGCCGAAUCAACAAUUCUAUACUAGCCACAACUAUUUUAGGUAGGGAUUGUCCUGACGACGGUUCCAAUUUUGCGUGUGUUUGCGGACCGUCAGACUUUACUUUGGAAACACUCAGGUUGCUGGAUGCUGCAGGAUAUAUAAAUGAGGCCGUUCACGCGUUUUCGGGAUAGAAAAUUAGGAAACGCCUGCAUAUUUGACUUCAUCGAAAGCUUUACGAGCUUUCUUCAGCUCCUCGUUCAUGGUUAGAAGGUCUUUGACGCGGGCAAAUUUACGCGUGUCCUUGCGAACUAAAAACACCAUGUCUUCAACUUGAACUCGGCCUGUCCGUCCAGUUUCCAUGGCCUUGUGCGUCUGAAGUAGUAAUAAUGCAAAUAGUUAAUGUCAAUAAAGUCAUUUGCCAUGUUA